Messenger RNA from Hermetia illucens (black soldier fly), 2895 nucleotides. RefSeq names its product gelsolin. Gene Ontology annotation, biological process: actin filament severing; actin polymerization or depolymerization; barbed-end actin filament capping. The coding region runs from base 221 to 2650 and encodes 809 amino acids. NCBI's taxonomy places the organism in Eukaryota, Metazoa, Arthropoda, Insecta, Diptera, Stratiomyidae. Gene Ontology annotation, cellular component: cytoplasm; actin cytoskeleton. The transcript has 15 exons. Gene Ontology annotation, molecular function: phosphatidylinositol-4,5-bisphosphate binding; actin filament binding. The record is from RefSeq and is a predicted model, not a curated record.
GAUUAUAGAUUCAUCUUAUAAAAUUUGUGUCUCCAUUCAUGAUUCCAGUCAGUCCAGCUUGAUCAGUGAAAUCGCAUACAACGUUUCAGUGGUAAUAAGUCGUUCGUUGUGUAAGGCCAAGACUAUCUUUCGAAUACCCGGUUGUUAACAUCUUAUGAUUUAGCCGCCGGCUGGCUCGUAUACACUUCAAUUUCCUCGAGAUAAUACCAAGCUUGACGAGAUGGCUAAGCUUCGGUUUGGCGGAGAUAUGGUGAAUAAGCUUGGAAAAAAUGGAUUGCUUCACAGCUCCCAACAUUUCCAGAGACUAGCAGUUCUGGUCAGUCUCUUCGGAGUCGUUUUAUUGGCCGCAACAGUCUCAGGAGGAACCAUACCAAACCGAAGGACUGGUGUCGUAGGAACAGAUAUUUUAGGAAGCGACACACAGAAGCUAGGGGGCAAGAUGCGUCCAACACAUCCAGCUUUUCUCAAUGCAGGACGUCAAAAGGGCAUUGAAAUUUGGCGUAUUGAGAACUUUGAACCUGUAAGGUAUCCCGCAAAGGAUUACGGGAAAUUCUACACUGGCGAUUCGUACAUUAUUCUCCAGACCAAUGAGAACAAGAACAAGGACCUGUCUUGGGAUGUUCACUUCUGGCUUGGCUCAGAAACCUCUACCGAUGAAGCAGGCGCAGCGGCAAUUUUAACAGUUCAAUUGGAUGAUCUACUAAAUGGUGACCCCGUUCAGCAUCGUGAGGUGCAGGAUCAUGAGUCUCAAAUGUUUUUGGGUUACUUCAAAAAUGGAAUUCGCUAUGAGAAAGGAGGUGUAGCGAGUGGAUUCCAACAUGCAGAGGUCAAUGCAGCUGGUGAAAAACGUUUGUUCCAGGUUAAGGGUAAGAGGAAUGUUCGCGUUCGACAAGUCAACUUGUCCAUUUCAUCGAUGAACCGCGGUGAUUGCUUCAUUCUGGAUGCUGGCAAUAAUAUCUACGUGUAUGUUGGAUCGUCAGCUAAAAGGGUCGAAAAGUUGAAAGCUAUUAGUGCUGCCAAUCAAAUACGUGAUCAGGAUCAUCAUGGACGAGCUAGAGUUCAUAUUAUUGAUGACUUCAGUACCCCAAUGGACAAAGAGGAAUUCUUCACCGUCUUAGGAUCUGGUUCACCCGAUCAAGUACCAGCCGCAUCAGUUGCUGAAGAGGACGCAGAAUUCGAAAAGAAGGACGAACGUGGUGUUACACUGUACAAGAUUUCAGAUGCUAGCGGUUCAUUGAAAGUUGACACUAUCAGCCAAAAGCCACUGCGACAGGACAUGUUGGACACAAGAGAUUGCUUCAUUUUGGAUACCGGAUCUGGUCUCUAUGUUUGGGUAGGAAAAGGAGCCACGCAACAAGAGAAAACUCAAUCUAUGGCUAAAGCACAAGAGUUCUUGAAAAUGAAGAAAUAUCCAGCUUGGACUAAUAUUGAAAGAGUUGUUGAGGGUGCUGAGUCGGCUCCAUUUAAACAAUACUUCUCAACAUGGAGGGAUUAUGGAAUGAGCCACACACGUCUCAUUCGUGCUGCCAAUGAUGAUGAUUCAGAUACAGCCGAAGAUGUUGAAUUCGAUCCUGCUGUUUUGCAUGCUUUGAAGAAGAGUGGAGGUCGUGCUAUUGGUUUUAUGCCCGACAAUGGCGAUGGAGAAUUGGAAGCGGUUUACCGUAUUGAAAACUUUGCAUUGGCUGAAAUUCCUAAGGAAAUGUAUGGCAUGUUGUUUGGGGGUGAUUCAUAUGUCAUUAAGUACCAUUAUAUGAACAAACGAGGUGGACAAGGAUAUGUUCUUUACUAUUGGCAGGGCAAAGAAUCCUCUAUUGAUGAAAAAGCUGCUGCAGCCUUGCAUGCUUACAAACUAGACGAUGAACUGAAUGGCACCGCGGUUCAAGUUCGUGUGACACAAGGAUUCGAACCUCGUCACUUCUUGAAGGUCUUCCAAGGGAAACUCAUCACAUUUAUCGGUGGUCAUGCCUCCGGUUUCAAAAAUGUCGACGAUCCUGAAACUUAUGAAAGUGGAGUAAGAUUGUUCCGAGUGAGAGGUACUUGCCAGGAAGAUGUUCGGGCCGAUCAACGUCCAGCUAUUGCUUCGUCAUUGGCAUCAGACGAUGCGUUUAUUUUGGAAGUAGCUGAUAAGGUUUACGUUUGGAAAGGAAGGGGAGCAUCUGACUUCGAAAAAGAAAUGGCUGCGAAUGUUGUACAACGUAUUGCAUCCUCAAAGGAGCUUGUUGAAAUUAGUGAAGAAUCUGAACCAAGUGAUUUCUGGGAUGCGCUUGGUGGUGAAGGUGAUUAUGAUAAAGUUCUUGAUCCUGCAUAUCCACCAUUCUUGGAACCAAGAUUAUUCCAUUGUAAGAUUUUGGCAAAUGGAAGAUUCAAAGUGGAGGAAGUUCAUCAUUUCGAGCAAGAGGAUUUGGAUGUUGAUGACAUAAUGGUACUUGAUGGUGGUGAUGAGAUCUAUGUUUGGAUUGGCGAUGGAUCAACCAAAGAAGAAAAGGAGAAAUCAAUUGACAUGGCGAAGCAAUAUAUCCGAACCGAUCCAUCUGAACGUAGUGAAGAAACAGUUCCUCUGGUUAAGAUCCAACAAGGCAACGAGCCAAGGAGUUUCAAACGUUUGUUCCCUGCAUGGGACGAUGAUGUCUGGACGAAUCUAGUAAACUAGAUGUAUCCUGCUUGAAGCGAAUUGUCCAUGGCACACUAACAUAAAAUCAAUUCCUACUUACGAAUCAUUGAAGGAAAGCGUCAGGGAGGCUAACAGCCAAUUGGAUAAUGAAGUAUAAUAGAUACAUCUGCAUCGUUCGUUAUGAAUUACAGAAUCAUCUACUUUUAUACUGUUUUUAACAAAUAAGUUUUAAUGUUUUGUAACAUGCUACCGUGAAAUACAAUAAUCUGUAUGUAUAUCUCAAA